UUUAAUGGAGAUUUUUUAAUAUAUUUCCUAAAAUUAUAUCAUAAAUAUAUUGCAUGUGAAUUUUGGAAGUACUUACAUCCAACGCUUCAUGAAUGCGAAAACUACGAUUUCGCGAAUUUGUGAUCACAAAUGUUUUUUUUUUUUACUCCUGACAAUAAUUUAGAAGAUAAUAUACUACUGACAUUCUAUUAAAUAGAACCGGAGAAAAAUGUCGGAUGACCCGAGCUUGUAUAGAUUGGAGGGAACUGGAGGGAAUGAAAUAGGUGGUCUGGUCAUCCGUAAGAAAGCUUCAGAUCACACUUUUAAGAAACCCUCUAUACUAGGACUCGACAAGCUUGCAGAACGAAAACGAAGAGAGCAGUCGCAGGAGCCCACCAGCUCAAAGUCCAACAAAUCCGAAGGAAAGGACAGAAGGUACCGGUCUUACGAGGAGGAGACUCCUACUCAUACGGGAGGUGUCAAUAGCGAGGCGCAGCGGAGAUUGGAAUCACGACUCAAGCGUCAACGUUUAAACGCGGACGACAGAGAUUCCAGAGGUUCGUACAAAGGUCGCGAGAGAGACAGGGACAGAAGGAGGGAUCGGGAUAGGGACAGUCGGAGCAGAGAUAGCAGUAUGAGGCAAACGCCCCUUAGAUUCAAAGACGAGCCCCAAACGCCAAAAUUCCGAACAAAGGAUCCGACCUCCAAGAGCAACUGGGACGAUGACGAGGACGAGGAGCCGAAACGAUCGAGCUGGGAUCAUCCGACGCCGAACUUGUACGGCAACAGAGAUGGGCGUGACAGCAUCAGAAGCGAAUUCACUCCAUCCUACAAGUACAACUCGUGGAACAAAGAUUUCAAGAAUUCCGGUACCACUCCAAUGAUGGAUGGCGAGGAGAAGGAGCUAUGGGAGGAGGAGCAGCAACGACUGGACAGAGAAUGGUAUGCGUUGGACGAUGGUGAGAAUAACGCCUUUGCCAAUGUAUCCGAGGAGUACACGCAGAAGAAGGAGAUGGAACUGGAGGCCAGGCGGCAGAAACGCCUCUCUGCCCAGCAGCGACAGAUAAACAAGGACAACGAGCUGUGGGAGCGUAACCGCAUGCUAACGUCUGGAGUGGUGAGCUCGUUGGAUCACGACGACGAUCCCGACGACGAGGGCGAGGCGAGAGUUCACCUGCUGGUUCACAACGUGGUGCCGCCUUUCUUGGAUGGGCGUAUUGUGUUCACGAAGCAGCCGGAGCCGGUCGUGCCUGUGCGCGAUCCCACUUCCGACAUGGCUCUGGUGGCGAGGAAAGGCUCGGCGCUAGUCAAGGCGUAUCGCGAGCAAAAGGAGCGACGUAGGGCGCAAAAGAAGCACUGGGAAUUGGCCGGCACGCACAUCGGCAACAUUAUGGGCGUGCACGAUCGACGUAAGGACGACAAGGAACACGCGGGACAAGAAAUGGACUUCAAGGCUGGGCAAAAGUACGCUCGGCACAUAGGCUCUGGAGAGGUGACGGGGGAGGCUAAGCACAGAUCUAUACAGCAUCAGAGACGAAGUCUGCCUGUGUUCGCAGUGCGCCAGGAACUGCUGAAUAUUAUUAGAGAGAACAGCGUCGUUAUUAUAGUCGGCGAGACUGGUAGCGGUAAAACCACGCAAUUAACACAAUAUCUUCAUGAGGAUGGUUAUAGUCGCAAUGGUAUAAUUGGUUGUACUCAGCCCAGAAGGGUCGCUGCCAUGUCCGUUGCGAAAAGAGUAUCAGACGAGAUGGCUACUGCUCUAGGUGACAAGGUCGGAUAUGCUAUACGUUUUGAAGACUGCACUUCAAAGGAUACGGUCAUCAAAUAUAUGACCGAUGGUAUCUUACUGAGAGAAAGUUUGAGAGAAGGAGAUUUGGAUCGUUAUAGUGUGAUUAUAAUGGACGAAGCUCACGAACGAUCGCUUUCUACUGAUGUAUUAUUUGGUCUCCUUCGAGAGGUUGUUGCAAGACGGCAUGAUCUAAAGUUAAUUGUCACCUCCGCAACAAUGGAUUGCAGUAAAUUUUCCGCUUUCUUCGGUAACGCGGCAACAUUUCAAAUACCUGGACGUACGUUCCCCGUCGAAGUGUUGCACGCGAAGAAUCCAGUUGAGGAUUACGUGGACGCGGCAGUGAAGCAAGUUCUGCAAAUUCACUUGCAGCCUAAAAGCGGCGACGUACUGGUAUUUAUGCCCGGCCAAGAAGACAUCGAGGUCACCUGCGAAGCUCUAAAGGAACGUUUAGCCGAAAUCGAAUCAGCUCCGUCUCUUUCUAUAUUACCAAUUUAUUCGCAACUACCGUCAGACUUGCAGGCAAAGAUCUUCCAACGAUCCGAAGGUGGUCUUCGCAAGUGUGUCGUGGCAACAAAUAUAGCGGAAACAUCGCUAACAGUCGAUGGAAUCGUCUUCGUCGUUGAUUCGGGAUACUGCAAAUUGAAAGUGUACAAUCCUCGAAUAGGUAUGGAUGCUCUGCAGGUAUAUCCCGUAUCAAGAGCCAACGCCGAUCAAAGGCAGGGCAGAGCCGGUCGUACUGGUCCUGGUCAAUGCUACAGAUUGUACACGCGAAGGCAAUACUUGGACGAAUUAUUGCUAACGGGAGUUCCCGAGAUACAACGCACGAAUUUAGCUAACACAGUACUACUGUUGAAAUCGCUGGGAGUUCAAGAUUUAUUGGCGUUUCAUUUCAUGGAUCCACCGCCGCAAGAUAACAUAUUGAACUCGUUAUAUCAGUUGUGGAUAUUGGGAGCGCUUGACCAUACCGGACGCUUGACUCCUCUCGGACGACAAAUGGCCGAGUUUCCCUUGGAUCCACCGCAAUGUCAAAUGCUUAUAGUUGCGUCUCAACUUGGGUGCACCGCAGACAUCCUCAUUAUUGUCUCUAUGCUGUCGGUUCCAUCGAUCUUCUAUCGUCCAAAGGGACGUGAAGAAGAUUCAGAUUCGGCGCGCGAGAAGUUUCAGGUGCCGGAAUCAGAUCACCUGACAUAUUUAAAUGUAUACAAUCAGUGGAAGGCAAAUGGUUAUUCGAGUUCCUGGUGUAACGACCACUUCAUACACGCGAAAGCGAUGCGCAAGGUGCGAGAGGUACGGUCGCAGCUUGAAGAAAUUUUGAAGCAACAAAAGAUGGAUGUUGUCAGUUGCGGCACCGACUGGGACGUCGUACGGAAAUGUAUCUGCUCUGCCUACUUUCAUCAAGCAGCACGCUUAAAGGGCAUCGGUGAGUACGUCAAUUGCCGUACCGGAAUGCCUUGUCAUCUUCAUCCCACCUCUGCGCUGUUCGGCAUGGGUUUCACGCCUGACUACGUUGUGUAUCACGAACUCGUGAUGACUGCCAAGGAAUACAUGCAAUGCGUCACUGCAGUGGACGGUCACUGGUUGGCUGAAUUAGGCCCGAUGUUUUUCAGUGUGAAAGAAACCGGUCGAAGCGGUCGUGCGAAACGACGGCAAGCGAUGCAACACCUCCACGAAAUGGAGCAUCAAAUGAAAGAAGCCGAGGAGGAGAUGAAAGCACGCGCUCAGGAACAACUUGAACGAGAACAGGCGUCAGUUCGAAAGAAGGAGAUUUUAACACCUGGUAUCAGAGAACCGGGUACUCCUGCCCCGUAUCGUAACACACCUGGAAGAUUAGGAUUGUAA
Messenger RNA from Monomorium pharaonis (pharaoh ant), 3607 nucleotides. Its product is annotated as pre-mRNA-splicing factor ATP-dependent RNA helicase PRP16. The transcript has 5 exons. Gene Ontology annotation, biological process: mRNA splicing, via spliceosome. Lineage: Eukaryota; Metazoa; Arthropoda; Insecta; Hymenoptera; Formicidae. The record is from RefSeq and is a predicted model, not a curated record. Gene Ontology annotation, cellular component: spliceosomal complex; intracellular anatomical structure. The coding region runs from base 209 to 3607 and encodes 1132 amino acids. Gene Ontology annotation, molecular function: RNA binding; ATP binding.